GUACAUAUCAUUUAGAAGAGACAAGCGCGCACACGUCUUUAAAACCUGUUUGUUACAUGAUCGCUUUGUCAAUAUCGAUCCUAUAGAGAAAACGCUCGUUGACAAACAAAAACUGGAAUACGAGCACACAUGUGUGCUUUGCGUAAUUUCAAGGUGGUCUGAGUGCAGUGUCUACAAAAGUAGUACAAUUACUGGCAGCCAGCUUUUUUUCUGCAACAGUCAUACGAGUAACGAGCCUCGUAACAUUUCAUUUCGACGGGUGACUUGAAAUCCAUCUAGAGACUAAGGAGGUGAGAAACUCUGCCAUUAUGAUCGCAGACCUGGUGCUUGGUGUCCAUGAAUUCGGUUUCAGAAGUAUUCUGCUCGGAAUAACGACAUCACUUCUUGUGGUAUGGCUGAUGAAAGGGGUUUCCAAACGAAGGAAGAUCAAUCUACCCCCGGGACCGAUGCCUGUGCCAUGGCCCUUGCAUUUCAUUACGGAUCUCCUGUUGAAGGCUCGAGGUACCAACCCGUUCGUAUUGCUGGGCAAACUGGCUGAAAGAUACGGAGAUAUCAUUUACCUCGACAACGGCGGACGUCGUUUUGUGUUUCUUGCGAAUCCUGAGCUUGUUAAUGAAGCGCUUGUCAAACAAGCUGAUGUAACAUCCGGAAGAGAAGACUUCUGGGAACUGAAAGCUGUCACUCAGUACCAUGGUGGAAUAAUUUUCUCCGAAGGAGUUGAAUGGUUACAGCACCGACGUUUUGGUCUCGCAGCGCUGCGUAACUUCGGAAUGGGCAAAAAGUCACUUGAAAACUCGGUCAACGCAGAAGCCCGGACUCUGAAUGAAGUUUUAUUGGAAAAGAUCGGGAAACCAUUUGAUCCGUUUCUUAUUGUGAACAAUGCUGUAUCCAACAUUAUCUGCGCCAUAACGUUCGGCCAGCGAUUUGAAUAUUCGGAUCCCAAAUUCAAGGAUAUGAUACAACGGAUCAACUACUUUGUAGCCGAAGAUCCGGGCGUCCUGUCGAAUCUUCCCACCUUCAUCAGCAACGCUCGUAGAAGAAAUUUAGUGGCAGUCCGAAAGUACUUAGAAGAGGAAGUCAUGGAACAUAAGUCUACUUUUGAACCCAAUCACGUCAGAGAUAUCAUCGAUUUAUACUUGAAGGAAAUAAACCGUGCGCGGGAAGCAGGCGAGAAAUGUGAACUGGAUUUGUCAAAGGCAUGGCCAUUAGUUUUCGAUUUCUUCUUGGCGGGAACGGAAACGACAUCGACAACACUACUUUGGGCUUUCCUCUUUAUGGCAGGUCAUCCAGAAAUUCAAGAAAAGGUUUGAACUCCCGUCAUUCAUAAUUUUACAUUCUAGGAAAUGGAAUCUUUAUAUUUUACUUACUUUUUGCUUUUUUCCGGCUAGAUUGGCAAGACAUUAUGUAAAGUAUUUUCGUUUCGAGUGAAUUAUCAGUACAAAAUUACAACAAUCUCGAAUUAUACCAGAUAUUAAGAUAAUAUUGUGACGGAAUCGCUGGCGGAGAGGGUCCGCCGGCAGCUCGCUCUUGUAAGGAUGCCUGCCGCCGGCGGGUGUUUGCCACGUCGAUUUCCAAACAGUCGCGGAUCCGUUUGACAGAGAUAUACUGCCGCAUUAUUGACACUUGCACAAGCCUCAUUCCUGCCAAUACCACCACCAGGCAACCUCCAGACGGCUACACUCUUUAUUGUCAGCUCAAACAGCUCACCCGACCAUAUGCAUCUAGCUUGUGUAGUUAAGCUCUCUCGACCAUAUGCAUCUGAUUCAUGUAGUUUAAGAUCUUACGACCAUAGCAUAGGCGGAUCCAGGGGGGGGGGCGAGGGGCCCGCCCGCGAAAUUAUUUUUCCCACCGAGUUCUGGACCAACAUAUGAAUAUUCAUGAGUUGCGUCUUCGGAUUAAGAGUACGCAUGCGCGUGGACUUUGCCUCGACCAGUGCCGGUCGUAAGCAUUCACGUUGCUCAGAAUGAAUUAGCAUCGUCAUAUUACCGGUACCCUUACAUAGUUACAUAGGCCUUAUAGGCUUAGAUCUAUAUAUAUAUAAACUCCUCAAAAAAAAGUUUGGAAAUCUGACUUUGAUCGAUAAUCCCUCCUCGGAUUUAAUAAAUAACAAUGUUUAAUAAAUAUCAACGAAUAGAACAUUUAAUUUUCUUGCAGUCAGAUGUCAUCAAAGCACUGUUAUCUUGAUCAUGACCCCUUUUGCCUAAUAAUUUUGACAACAUUUUUCAAACCAAUAGAGAUAUACAUACAUAUAAUACUAGAAACUCAGCUGAUACUCGUGCAAUAUAUGGCCAUUAUUCUUUCUCAAACAACAUAUUUUUAUGUAGGGGACCCAUUAUUUGGAAUAAGAUCCCUCAAAAUAUCAAGCAGUGCAAAACCCUUCAAAGCAUUAAAAGACAUUUAAAAAUACAUUUCAUGCAGAAAGUCUAAUACUGAUAUAGAUAAAUUGUAUACUUUUGUUAUGUUUGUAGUUCUGUAUUUCCUGACUGCAUUUGUUUUUUAAUUGUGUUGUUUUGUGUUAAUUUCAGGAUCACUAACUUAUAAGUUCCUUGUAACUUCUCAGUGAUCCUUCCACUAUUCUUAAAUAUACUCACUUUUGUUAUAAUGUAUUUCAUUGAAAUAUUUAUACUUUUUGAUUUGUAUGUUUUUUAUGAAGACUGUGGUAAAUAAAGUUUCAAUUUUAAUUUCAAUUAAUCAUUGUUAAAAGGGCAUCCUUGUGCAAUGUUGCCAGCGCGAACCACCAGCUCAAACUUCUUGACAUGUCGUGUAAUAAGACAUGGAAAUUAAAUAUUUUGAGCUGGUUUUGUAAUCAUGAAAAAGAUGUUUAUCUAACUAAAAAAUAACUUUACGGUCGCUAAUUUUUUUUUAUAUACUGACCAGUAAAGGAAGCAGUUAAUUACUGCAUUUUAAAUAGGAUACAUAACUCACCAAUAAAAAUAAUGCGAGUGCAAAGCGCGAGCCCAAAAAUUUGUGAUAUUCCAACCUGAAAACUGGACAUUCUAAGCAUUUUUUUUGUGAACGGGAAGAGAACGAGUACAAUAAUUGAUGCGAGUGCAGGAAGCGAGACAAAAAUUUGUGAUAUUCUAACCAUAAAACAACAUUUUAUACAUUUUUGUAACCAUGAGCAGGAUUAGUACUGUACUAAACAAUAAUUGAUGCAAGCACGAUUCAAAAUCUGUGAUUUUCGAACCUAAAAUGUAUUAUGUUUUAUUAUUAAAGAAGGUAUAUUUCUCUUUUAAAAAGGGCAUAUUUCAUUUGGAAAAAAAAAAUCCUACAGGGAUUUUUUUUUUUGGGGGGGGGGGGGGCAAGAGAGCACAAAGCGCAAGCUAAAAUUUUCACAUGCUUAAACUGAAAAUGAGUCAAUUUUAGGACUCUUGUCAGUUUUCAUAAUUUUUUCUGCUUACAACCACCUUUAGAUUUCAAUUCUCAUUUCUUGAAUCUUCUACACUUAUUUUACC
Messenger RNA from Lytechinus pictus (painted urchin), 3455 nucleotides. RefSeq names its product cytochrome P450 2J2-like. Bases 309 to 1310 code for a protein of 333 amino acids. Gene Ontology annotation, cellular component: intracellular membrane-bounded organelle; cytoplasm. Gene Ontology annotation, molecular function: steroid hydroxylase activity; oxidoreductase activity, acting on paired donors, with incorporation or reduction of molecular oxygen, reduced flavin or flavoprotein as one donor, and incorporation of one atom of oxygen; iron ion binding. The transcript has 4 exons. Lineage: Eukaryota; Metazoa; Echinodermata; Echinoidea; Temnopleuroida; Toxopneustidae. The record is from RefSeq and is a predicted model, not a curated record. Gene Ontology annotation, biological process: xenobiotic metabolic process.